GAGGGAGAGAGCGCGUGUGUUUUACGCAGAGACAGAGGAGAAAGAGAGAGAGCGAGAGAAAGACAGACAGACAGAGAGAGAGCGCCACUCGACUAGCUCUUUUAUACCGGCUAUUUUUGGGCGCUCUACCUCCAUCCUGAACGCCGUUUCCUCCGCUCGCACAAUUGGUCCAGCAGCGGGGUUUAUAAGGAAGGAGGGCUUUACCUGGCACUCACACACUCGCUGCCCGCUCAGGACACUGCAGCAGCGCAGCUUUAUGGCAAAGAAAAACAGCUUUGGAUCAGACGUGUAUUAAUUAUUAUUAAUUUUGACGAGGAGAGCGGUAUAUUUAACGCUCACAAAAGAGAUUUUGUUUUCUGAAGUAUAACUUUGACUUUUGGAAAAUGGCUUUACCUUGCACCAUUUUGCCUUCAAUUUCUACAUUCGCCGGACAGAAGGAGAAACUUUGGGAAAGUAGAUGGAUCGGAGAAGUCGAGAAGCCGCUGGUGUGCGCGGUACCGAGCGUGCAGGAUUCGUUCCGUGGCAGAAAGGACGACGAGGAUCUGAGCGAUUUCUUGGAUCUGGAGUUUAUCCUGGCCAACACGACCGGUCCGGAGAGCAGCGUGGUGGGACCCGCGGACUUUAACUCAGCGGAGCACUGCAACCUGUACCAGACAGGGAGCGCGUACGUGCUGCCUCCGCCACCGUACAGCCUUGUAGCGGAACUGUUGCACUCCGAUGCGGACAGCACGUACGGCAUGAACACAACCUCCACCAGCACCUCCACCACCACCAGCAACAGCAUCGGGAUUCAGGGCCGGUUCGUAGUGAACUCCGGGCCUUUCCCGAGGCAGGACUUUAUCGAGGGGAUCAAAGUUGAGCCGUGCGCGGACGGCUACGGUCCCGUGAUGGGGAUGGUGCCACAGAGCUGCCACAGAAUCAAGCAGGAGGGCAACGUGUCGUGCGCGAUGCCGUUUGACCAGCCGAGGCUCGCCGUCUCUCCGCAAGCAGCGGGGAACAUGACGCCGCCGCUUAGCCCGGACGACCAGGCGCGUUGUCACACGCAGAUCUGCCGCAGCACUUUCCCGCAGAACGGCUACUACGCACCGAGUCACGCGCCUCUACCGCAGCAGCAGCAGCAACACCAGCAGGUGCAGCUGGCCUACGCGGGCGCGCGCGCAUACCCGGGCAUGUUCGACGACGGUCUCGGGAUGGUGCAGCCCGGUGCGCCGCGCGCGCUCCUCACUCCGCCGUCCUCGCCGCUCGACCUGCUCGAGUCCAAGCCGAAGCGCGGGAGACGCACCUGGCCGAGGAAGCGCGCCGCCACGCACACCUGCACGUUCGCCGGAUGCGGCAAGACCUACACGAAGAGCUCGCACCUCAAGGCGCACCACCGGACCCACACCGGUGAGAAGCCGUACCACUGCAACUGGGAAGGCUGCGGCUGGAAGUUCGCCCGCUCUGAUGAGCUCACACGUCACUUCCGCAAGCACACCGGCCACCGACCCUUCCAGUGCCACCUGUGCGAGCGCGCCUUCUCCCGCUCCGACCACCUGGCGCUGCACAUGAAGAGGCACAUGUGAGAGAGACAGAGAGAGAGAGAGAGAGAGAGACAAACAAGACAAACGGCCAACAAAAGCCAAAGCCUUAUUACUGCCUUAUUUAAGUCAUUUGUACAAGACCAAACGACUGUUUUUUGGGGGGUCGAUAAAGAUUUAUAUUGUUAAUAUUACUUUUGUAAUAAUGUAGCUGGUACUACGUGGGAUUUAUAGAGCAGGCAGUUUAAACUGCGUAAGUGUUUUGGGGACAAACAGCAACCUACAGGGCUGGUCCUAUAAUAUAUACCAAAAAAAUCUCUAUAUCUCUAUAUAUUGCUAUGUUGAAACUGGAAAAAAUAAAAACAGUGUGUAAGUUGAACACAGUGCCUUUAUAGUGAUGCAUGUUGUAGUGAUGAAUUGCAGGAUUGUGCAAAAACAGGCCGACAUCCUGAAAUCAAGCCAAUGUGACGACAAUGUUUUCCUAUUGAAACUGCCUCCAAAUUGUUGUAAGGACCAGAACGUACUGUGCAUUUACUCAUGUUUGAUACACAUUCUCAACCAUUGAAAUUUUCUAGAUAUUGUAUCAUGAAGGUACAAUAACCUGUUCAAGCCCCAUUGUACACUAGCACAUAUACCAGGGCUAGAUGCUCUGCAUUAUUAUUGCUGUUUUUUUUUUUUUAAAGAAUGUGUACAUAAGUUUUAUAUUGUAAGUAUUGUAUUUAUUGUACAUAUUAAACUAAAUUUGAAUAUA
Molecule: messenger RNA, 2268 nt
Organism: Clarias gariepinus (North African catfish)
Lineage: Eukaryota; Metazoa; Chordata; Actinopteri; Siluriformes; Clariidae
Gene: klf2b
Product: Kruppel-like factor 2b
Exons: 3
Coding region: 384-1562 (392 amino acids)
Biological process (GO): regulation of transcription by RNA polymerase II
Molecular function (GO): DNA-binding transcription factor activity, RNA polymerase II-specific; RNA polymerase II cis-regulatory region sequence-specific DNA binding
Source: RefSeq, a predicted model, not a curated record